AUGGCUCAACGAAACAGCUGGCUGCGUGGCACCACGAUCCGCAAGUCGGGGCCUUCCACGGCAUCCACUACGCGUAAUACCACGCCUCAUGUCGUACAAAGCACGUCGACCACGAUAUUUGGCGGAGGGGUGAAGGACCCGUCUGGCCGGACUAGCGAGUACUUCUCUAUGGAUGACCAAUGCCCUGUGUGCAAGUCAGACCGAUACUUGAACCCCAAGCUGCGCUUGCUGGUCAGCGCGUGCUAUCACAAGAUGUGCGAGUCGUGUAUAGACCGGUUGUUCACGCUAGGACCUGCGCCAUGUCCCAUCUGCGCUAAGAUUCUUCGAAAACUAGCCUUCACCCCUCAGACGUUUGAGGAUCUGGGCGUCGAAAAAGAAGUCGCCGUCCGGCGAAGGAUAGCAAAAGAGUUCAACAAGCGCAGGGAAGACUUUCCAGACCUGCGGUCCUAUAACGACUAUCUAGAAAUGGUGGAAGAUAUCACAUUCAACCUGAUCAACGACAUCGACGUCCCAGAGACAGAGGAGCGAAUAAGACAGUACCGGCGAGACAACGCCGCCCUCAUCGAGCUCAACGCAAAACGCGAAGAAGAGUACGCCCGCUACCUCCAAGAGCAGGAGGAGAUGGAGCGGCAGGAGCGCGAGCAGCGCGCGCAAGAGCUCCGGCGGAUCGAAGAGGAGGAGCGCGAGGAGAAGGAGAAGGGCCGGCAGGCGAUCAUCGACAAGCUCGAGACGAGCGACAAGGACGCGGUGCGGCUCGUCGCGAAGUCCCGCCUCGAGGCGCAGCGGCGUGCGUCCGCCCGCGCAUCGUCGUCGGCCGCGCUCAACCUGCUGCAGAGCAGCGCGAGCCUGCUGCGCUCGCGCGCGGCGCAGAGCACGGUCGUGCCCGACGUGCCGCAUGUCCCGCUGCAGGACGACUGGUACGCGUACGAUGACAUGUACACGAUGCGCGAGAGCUAUCACGAUCCGGUGAGUGACGCGGUCCGGCGGGACAGGGACGGGAUCAUGCGGGCUGGCGGGUACUUGGUGGAGCAGGCCUGGGACCGGGCGUUGCGGUUCGCGGUCGCCGGGCUGGAGAUCAUGCCGCUCUCUGGUGAGCAGCCUCAGGCUCCAGAGCCCAUGGCUGUCGACAGCGAAGGACCAGCAGAUGUGGUGAUGGCCACCGCGUAA
This is a messenger RNA of Trametes versicolor FP-101664 SS1, 1167 nucleotides long. RefSeq names its product CDK-activating kinase assembly factor. Gene Ontology annotation, cellular component: transcription factor TFIIH holo complex. The transcript is spliced from 5 exons. The record is from RefSeq and is a predicted model, not a curated record. Bases 1 to 1167 code for a protein of 388 amino acids. Gene Ontology annotation, molecular function: cyclin-dependent protein serine/threonine kinase activator activity. Lineage: Eukaryota; Fungi; Basidiomycota; Agaricomycetes; Polyporales; Polyporaceae. Gene Ontology annotation, biological process: regulation of transcription by RNA polymerase II; positive regulation of cyclin-dependent protein serine/threonine kinase activity; nucleotide-excision repair.